AUGUCUAUAUUCUUUUAUCCAUUUUAUAAUAUUCGGGAAAAACACAUGGAAGGAGUCACAGCCAAUUUUAUAAGAGAAGAAACAAUCCUCCCCAGCUGUAUAAUAAAAAGAGUUAUUACAGAGGGGGACGGCGACCUCAUAGUUCCCAAUACAAAAAUUGAAAUGCUUUUUGAAACUUACGAAGAUGACGGAAAGCUGAUAUUGUAAUUGCCCGAGGAUGGCGCUAUCUUGCGCCAUCCUCGGGCAAUUUAAAAAAUGGCCCCACACCGGGAAUUGAACCCACGUGUGGGGCCAUUUUUGGUGCGUGGAAGUCGAUGUUCUCCACAUACCAAAAAUGGCCCCAUACGUGGGUUCAAUUCCAUUUUUGAAUUGUCCGAGGAUGGUGCAAGAUAGCGCCAUCCUCGGGCAAUUACUAUAUCAUCUGAAACACUAAUUCACACCAUCAUUAAUUAUGCAGAAGGGGCAGACAAGAGUGCAAUUGAUUAUGCAUUGCUUUCGAUGAAACUAAAUGAAAUAGCUUAUGUCAAAGUGUCAGCAGGUCGGCAUAUAGUAAAAGGGAACUCAUGGGAUGACAUAUGAUACAAAAUAAAUCCUCAUAAAAUCGAGUCAAACAUCGAUAUAAUUAUGCCUGACACUCUCAGCAUAAUAAGAGAAGAGGAAAUUGCUACUGAAGAUAACUUUAAAAUUAUUAAAAAAGUUAUGCAAGAAGGAUUUGAUAAUUUGCCUACUCCAGAAUCAAAAAUAUCAUUUAACCUUGAAUUUCGACAUAUGGAUGGAACUUUAGCAGAGUCUUUAGCUACUAAAUCGAUUAUUUUGACAAAAAUAUUGAAUCCUGGAGUUCAUAAAGGAGUUCAGCUAGUUUUAAAAACUAUGAAAUGCUCGGAAGAAGCUUGGGUCCUCAUCCCUGAAAACUACCAUUAUGUAGAUUCUGCAGCAAAUAGGCCAGUUUGGGCAUAUAUUUUUGUGACAGAAAUAAUAAUCAAUUCCAAUAUCCUUCUUCCUCAAAAUGAGCCAUUUUUAAGAGAGGAAAUUCUUAGUAGUGACAAUGGGGUGAUUAAAAGGGUUGUAAAAGAGGGAGAAGGAGAUCUUGUUCCUGCCAAUACCAAGAUCUGGCUGAAAUAUGAAGGAAGAACUGAAGACGGUUUCGAAUUCCAAAAACCAAAUGAGUUUGUUAUUGGAAAUGACAAACUUUAUAGCGAGGCUUGGCACUUAGCUUUAGAAUCAAUGAAAAGAGGGGAAGUUGCAUGAAUAAAAGCUACAAAAGGCCAUCACAUAAUAGGAGAUUUUAUAAAUGAAACCUUAUGGUUUAAAUUCUACCUUGAAGAAUUUUUGGUAACUAGAGAAAUCAACCCAAAUGCUCCUUUGCCUUCAAAGCUUGCAGCUGCUUCCGAAAUAAUGAAUGAUGGUAACAGGCUUUACUCAACUAAAAAAUACGCAGACUGCAGGACACUCUAUAAUAAAGCUCACCAAUUAUUAACAUUAAGAAAAGGAGCAUUUGAAACUAUGGAAGAUGAAGAACUAAAAAAACAAUAUGUCGCAGUUAGGACAAGAGCCUGCUUAAAUUGUGCACAAAUAUCAAUUAUAAACGCAGAGCAAGCUAAUGGACUUAAGAAACGAAUUGAGUAUCUAGAUAAAGUUUUAGAAAAAUGCAACGAAGUCAUUGGAUAUGAUAGCAAAAAUAUUAAAGCGAAUUAUCGGAAGGCUAUAGCUUAUAAAAUGAAGGAUGAUAUCCCAAAGGCAAUAGAAAUUAUUGAAUUUCUUUUAAAAAUCCAGCCAGAGAGCAAAGAAAUUUCAACUUUGUAUGCAGAAUUAGUAAGAAAAGGAGGAUCGAUAAAAGCAAAAGAAAAAUUAAUGUGCAAAGGGAUUUUUGAUAGAUGGGAAAAUGAAAUGCAUAAGGAAGAUGAAGAGGAAAAGAAGAUAAAUGAAAGGAAAAAAGCAGAAAAAAUUAUAGAAAGUCAAGAAGAGGUAAAGAGGAACAGAGAGAUUAGGGAGAAGGCUGAAGAAGAAAAUAGGCAGAAGGAAAGUAUUAAGAAAUUGAGAUCUCAAUUAGAAAAAGGAUUUAUUGUAGACACAAUGGACCCAGAAGAUGAAAAUGUAGAUUUUCUACUUGGUCAAGAUGAAAAUGUAAGCGAGGGUGAAAAUAGUAGUUAA
Molecule: messenger RNA, 2151 nt
Organism: Blepharisma stoltei
Lineage: Eukaryota; Ciliophora; Heterotrichea; Heterotrichida; Blepharismidae
Source: the annotation of a GenBank genome assembly